This is a messenger RNA of Oryza brachyantha (malo sina), 1091 nucleotides long. Its product is annotated as stem-specific protein TSJT1. The transcript has 5 exons. The record is from RefSeq and is a predicted model, not a curated record. Bases 145 to 855 code for a protein of 236 amino acids. NCBI's taxonomy places the organism in Eukaryota, Viridiplantae, Streptophyta, Magnoliopsida, Poales, Poaceae.
AUUUCUCCAUCCAUCCAAGGAGUGUGGAAGGCCACAUAGCUUAGUGUGUAGCUGUGUUAUGUAUCUAUGCUAAUUUGAUCAUUAGCAGUAGGAUUGAUCUUAGUAGUGAUCUAGUUUGAUUUGCUAGUUUGGCCGGAGAGCAAGAUGCUGGCUGUGUUCAGUGGCGCGGUGGUGGAGGUGCCGGCGGAGCUGGUGGCGGCCGGCAGCCGGACGCCGUCGCCCAAGACGAAGGCUUCGGAGCUGGUCAGCCGCUUCCUGGGCGCCGCCGACCCGGCCGUGUCCGUGCAGCUCGGCGAGCUCGGCCACCUCGCCUACUCGCACGCCAACCAGUCCCUCCUCCGCCCUAGAUCCUUCGCAGCAAAAGACGACGUGUUCUGCCUGUUUGAGGGAGUCCUGGACAACCUGGGCAGGCUGAGCCAGCAGUACGGGCUGUCCAAGGGCGCCAAUGAGGUGCUUCUUGUGAUCGAGGCGUACAAGACGCUGAGAGACAGAGCACCCUACCCUGCUAGCUUCAUGCUCUCGCAGCUCACUGGCAGCUACGCCUUCGUGCUCUUCGACAAAUCCACCUCCUCUCUCCUUGUGGCAUCUGAUCCAGAAGGCAAGGUGCCCUUGUUCUGGGGGAUUACUGCUGAUGGAUCUGUUGCCUUCUCUAACAACAUUGACCUGCUUAAAGGAUCGUGUGGCAAGUCACUUGCACCUUUCCCACAAGGUUGCUUCUACUCCAAUGCCCUUGGAGGCUUGAAGUGCUAUGAGAACCCAAAGCACAAGGUGACUGCUGUUCCUGCAAAGGAAGAGGAAAUUUGCGGUGCAACCUUCAAGGUUGAAAGCACUACAAUCCUCACGGCUCUGCACUAGGGAGCUUUCUGGUCUCCAGGCAUCGUUGUUGGGCAAGAAAACCUUUGUACAUGGUGGUGUAACAUAGUGGCAACUGAUCUGUAUCAUCUUUCAUAAAAGAGAAGUACUUCCUGCAUGGCAAGCACUUCAGUGUUUGGGUUGGGUGUGUGGUGGUAUGAUCUGUACCUUUGUUGUUCAAGCAGAAAUGAACUCCAGACCGGCUGUGAUCAGUUGAAUGUAGCUUCUGUUGCAAAUAA